UGAGGGGGGCCCAACAGCAGGAGCGCAAGGGUUGUGUUGGGUUGCCAGGCUGCAGAUGCGGUGCAUGCAAUUGCAGGACCUGAAUGCGAGUUCCUGACUUUUCUGAUGUGGGAGGGCCAGGGAGGUGCUGGGAGGGCGACUGGGAUGGCGCAAAAGUGCGGGGACGCGCGGUGAGCACCUCCCAGCUCCUCCCAGCACCUCCCCAUCCAGAGGCGCCAACAUCCCACGCAACUACGCCUAGACUGUACCACCAUCGACUUUUUUUAUGGUCACUAUGGUCACUAUGGUCGAUGGUCAUGACGGCUUCCUUUGCCCUUCAAACGCCGACACCCCUGACCUUGGACAUUCUCACCACACUCCGAACUCCAGCGGCCCGCGGAUCUGUGUCGGGGGCAAAUCAAUUCGUUGGUCGAAUACGCCAGCCCAAACCCGGCACUGCUAUCCUCUCCCCCAUCCCCCAUCAUUCAAGGUUGGGCGGAAGCCAGCGCGAUUCUCCCUGAUUCGUACUUAUCCUAUGGGGGCAUACUGUGACAUCAAGCCUUGGCCGAUUCACUUUUUCACACCUAUUUCCAGUUCCACCACCCUUGCCGUCAUGCGGGCCGGCAUCUGUGCGGGUGGAAUUUCUUAAAUAUGGGCACUGCCCCUGCUCCAUAUUCGUUUUACAAUUAUUAUUGCUGCUUACAGUUGGCGUGAGGUCUCUCUUGGUCAUAUCGUGUUUGCUCUACUGCAUAUAUAGCCCGGUGCAUGUCCUACCUGAACUCUUUGUUCUACCAAGCACGCUACCCGAUACCUCUUUCCCAUCACCGUCACCC
Molecule: messenger RNA, 812 nt
Organism: Aaosphaeria arxii CBS 175.79
Lineage: Eukaryota; Fungi; Ascomycota; Dothideomycetes; Pleosporales
Exons: 1
Coding region: 84-500 (138 amino acids)
Source: RefSeq, a predicted model, not a curated record